Messenger RNA from Procambarus clarkii (red swamp crayfish), 3961 nucleotides. Lineage: Eukaryota; Metazoa; Arthropoda; Malacostraca; Decapoda; Cambaridae. The record is from RefSeq and is a predicted model, not a curated record.
GGGAGGGAGGGGUGGCCUCCCCAGGGCUGGAGGGGGAGAGGGGCCGGCGUGGAGGGCCCCCCAGGUCUUGAGGGAGGGAGGGAGGCCACCCUAGGGAUGGAGGGGAUGUAAACACAAGCAGCUCCCUGGACCAUGUGGACACAAGACAACACUCCCGAAAUAAUGCUGGAAGCAGAAACCAUUCAAGAUGAAAACAAAUUUGAGGAAAACGUUAAAAAGAAAAGAUCAAGGCGGAGGAGACGAGGAAGGAACCCGGCAGAAGAUUCUACAUCUGGACCCAGCACUCUUCAGCCCACUGCUACAGAUGUGAAGAGUGAAUUACCCUUACAAAAUGAAGAAGAAAACAAAUUAGAAGGACAUGUUAAAAAGAAAAGAUCGAGGAGGAGGAGAAGAGGAAAGUACCCGACAGAGGAUUCUACAACACCAGGACCCGCUCAAGAUCAAAGUAUCAUUAGCGUUGAGGGAAAUAAAGAUGGUUGCUUGACUGAGAUAUCUGCGUCAAGUAACACUGAUGGCAUUAGUGCAGUGAGUUCUGCAAUAAAUACUAAUGAUGAAAACAGUAUAGUGAAGUCUAGUAACACCGAAAAGAAAAAGAGAAGAAGGAAUAGAAGGAAAAGACCUAUGAGCUCUCAGGGCGGAGGAGAUAAUGAGUUGGCACUUGAGAAUGUAGGAAGUUCACAAUUGGUUAAUGAAGGCAACUUAAAUGUUGAAGGUAUUGGCAAUGGUAAAAUUGAGGUAAAAGAUUUUGAUGACAUAGAUGGAAAUAGUGGAGCAGGCUGUGCUUCAGUAGCUACUGAUGCAGGAGAACAAAGUUUAGUUAUGUCUAGUAGCACAGAAAGGAAAAAAAGGAGGAGGAGGAAUAAAAGAAGAAGGGCUUCAGCUUCCCAGGGCAAUGGAGAAGUUGAAACACAAUCUACAAAUGAUGUUAAUUCAAAUAUGACUAAUUUGGAUGGUGUGAAUGCUACACAUGAUACCAGUUUGAAUAUCAAUAAUUUUGAUGGUAUACAGUCGAUAAAUGUCGUAAAUUCCACAAUGAUUAAUAUGGAUGGUAUGCAGAAUGUAGGUGCAAUUAAUAGUGAAUGUAACUUAAAUGUGAGCACUGCGGAUGGUAUGGAAGUGCAGGAGAGGAGACGGGCCAAGAGGAGGAACAGAAAGCGCAAUAAAAAAAGAGCAUCCACUACUGAAGGUGAUGAUGUUGCUCAGAUGUCAGAGACGGUAGCCAGUAUUGAGCCUACUAUUGUCAGUGAUCAACCUGCAAAAAAAAGGAGAAGAAAGAGAAAGAGAAAUAAUUCAGUGCCUGUGGAUAUGGCAGAAGCCGCAAAUGUCACAAACGAAGAAAAUGCAGAAAUUAGUGAUGGUAAUAUGAAGAAAAUAAAACUAUCUCCAAAUGAUGAUGUAUUACCCACUGAGGAAAAUAUUGGAGGAUCUGUUUCAAGUCAGCAAAAGAAAAACAAAAGAAAUAGGAAUAGAAGGAGAAGAGCCAAAAAGGAUUUUAAAGAUAAACAAGAUAAUAAUGCAGAGUCGAUUAUUGACUCGCAGGAAAAUGGAGAUGGAAUUCUUAAGGCUGCUGACAGUGAUCUAAAAGAUGGAGAAGAAACUAGUGGUAAGUUUAAUACUGAGGGGGAUAUGGAUGAUACUAAAGAUGAAUGUUGUACCACUCAACCUUUGCAGCAGGCUAAUAAUAACCAGACAAAUAAAAGGAAGAGAAAAAGAAACAGAAGGAGAAAGGGGAAGCAGAGUGUGGUGGAGAGUGAGAGUGAUGCACAGACACCAGGUGUAACACACACGGGCGAGACUCCACACAAUGGUACAGAGUCGGCUCACCUCUCGGAGGAGGGUAUUUCCCGAGUAUUUGAUGAAGAGUUUGAUAGUCCAGCUGUUAAGAAAAUGAGGAAAGAUGACCAGAUAAGCACAAGCAUUAUAAAUGGAAGUGCGGCCCCUGCUACUGUGGAACUUGCAGCAGUGUAUGCCGAUGAAGAAUAUAAAAAUAAAAUAAAGAAACAUUGGAGUGAAGGCAAAGGACAGUUUUGUGAAGAUACAGGCUUGGAGGUUAUAAAGGAGCCUUUUACAUGCUGUUAUCUUCCAAACUUCCUGAAAAAUGAGGAUUGUCUUAAGGGGGUUGUAGAGGAGCUACAGGACAUGCAGUUUAUAAUGAAGAGCAACGAUCUUUACAAGUUUUCACAGACCUGCGAUUUAAAGAAAGCUCUCACUCCACACAUUACAGGACUUAAAAAUUUCUUGUAUGGUGACUUUCGAAAUUGGCUGAUAGAUAUGACUGGCAUUCCUCUGACUGAUACUGUUGACAUGAGCUGUUCUAGAUAUAUGUAUACAGAUGUACUUUUGUGCCAUGAUGAUGAGCUAGAUAGUCGGCGAAUUGCUUAUAUACUGUACCUGGUGCCGCCAUGGGAGGAGCAGGAUGGUGGUUCAUUAGACCUUUUUAAUACUGAUGAGCACAAACAGCCUAAAGAUGUUGUCAGGUCUCUGCAGCCAAAAUGGAAUGGUUUUGCUUUCUUCGAGGUGUCCCCGGUAUCAUUUCACCAGGUAGCAGAAGUGCUGACCCAAGAAAAGGUUCGCCUCUCCAUUAAUGGGUGGUUUCACGGGCCACCAGUUGAACGACCAGCAAAAUACAUUGCCCCUCGGCCACUUUUGGAAGCUCCAGUUCACAUUGAGGAAAUGUCCCCAAUACCAGCUGUUGCCGAGCACCAGGAGUUGGAUUUACGUGGUGGGUCUGAAGCACUUCACAUGGCCAGCAGUUCACUAUCUGGUCAGCACUGUGCUCGCUACUUUUGGAAGGUGGUGUCUCGUGUCAAGAUUCCUCCGCUGUUCUUUUGUGUGUUUCCGACAAUAAUUGUGAGCUCAGAUUUGAGCGAAUUGUGUUUUAAAGAACAGAUUUAUAUUUUAUCCCAGAGCAGAAAUCUCCAUUCUCUUAUGACUUGGAAAUUAAAGAUGUGCAAUUCUUUAUUGCAGGUUCUCACGCUUGAUCAGGUACCUGACAUAAUUGUUGACUGUCUAAAGUUCUUGAAGUCUGAGGCUCUCUUCUUAAUAGUGUCACAGCUGACAGGACUCACCUUUCACAAACUUGCUCCUUCAGAUUCUGAGCCUGAAUCAAAUGUGGAAGAUGCUAAAGAAUCUUGUCCGCGGGUAAGCAUUGAUGUACAAAGAUGGAGCCAUGGAUGUUACACACUCCUCCGAGAUGACUUGGAAAACAAGUGCGCUCUUGAUGCUAACCUGUUCGUCAAUGUGUCUAGCCAGUGGUCCCAGCAGCACGGAGGCUUUAUAUCAUAUAUUGCCAAGAAUGUGGAUGAAGAGCUGCUGACUGUGAUGCCACAACCCAACCGAUUUGCUCUAGUGUAUCGAGAUGUUGAAACUGCGUGUUUCACCAAACACAUUAACACUAGUGUAUGUCAGCUGGGAGAGAGAGACAGCACCUACAACAACUUUGCUUGUGUCUUUUAUGAAUGAUGAGUUUUGUAUUUUAGGACCAAAUGUUUCUUCUUGUAUGUUGAAAUUUUCACACGUGAACAUUUGUGUAAUGUUUUAUAAUUGCUCUGUUGUAUAUUCCACUCUUAUUUAAUACGUAAAUAAUUUGCCGUGAUUUGAAUUAUGGCAGUAAAUUUAAUAUUAUCAGUAACGUUUAGUUACACUGUGAGUACUUUUAAUGUCUGGCCAUAAGAAGACUGCAUAUAGCAGCUAGUUUGUAUUCACCUCUGUCAAACUUUUGAAAGAAGCACUUUGGGCAUUUUAUUGUUAGUGUGACUAAACAAACUUUGUUGUGUGGCUGGAGUUCAUGUUCAUAAGCAUUCAGAAAUGCUGUGUAUUUAUCUAAAUAAAAACUAAAACUGUACUCUGAAAUAGACCGUGUCAGGAACUGAUACAAGAUAUAAUACUGUGCAAUUGAUGCUAAAAUUUAAGUGACUUUGAGAAAUAUAAUAAAUUAAUUAAUCCAGCCUGGUCAAGGGAA